Messenger RNA from Brenthis ino (lesser marbled fritillary), 1257 nucleotides. The record is from the annotation of a GenBank genome assembly. NCBI's taxonomy places the organism in Eukaryota, Metazoa, Arthropoda, Insecta, Lepidoptera, Nymphalidae.
AUGAUACAAAUAAAAGUACUGCAAGUGCUUAUAGUAAUUUUUGUUAUGUUAAAAAUUGAGAGUACUCCAAUUCAUUCAAGACCACGGUAUUCUGAGAAAUGUUGUGUCGGAAAUGAUAAUAUUACAUCUGUUUUUUAUAUUGGAUUAACUUAUGGUUACAAGGUUGUGAUAAGUAAACACCUUCCCGCAGCAACAGAAAUAAAGGUGAAAUUGGAUUCCGAAGGGAAUAUACAGUUUGGCGGGGAAGACACUAGCGGUACAUAUAAUGCAAGGUUUACUUCAGAAAUAGAUCCUUUCACCAAUAUUUUCUCUUUCGUACUGCUUAAUGAUGUAAAUGAAUUUAUUUUCACCAUUAAAGGAAAGCAAUACCCAUAUCAGCCACCAUAUAUACUAAGCCUUAAAAUUGAUGGCGUGGAAAAUUGUAAAAAUCCUGAUUUAACCUAUUUCCAUCGAUUAGCGCCUUAUACCGGGCGAGCAUCAUUUUGGGCUGCAGCACCUAAUAAAUUUUGUGGCAGACGACGAAUUAGUGCACAAUGUAUUCCACUAAUAGUGAGUGGUGCUGAAGGUAGAGCUGGUGACUGGCCGUGGCAUACAGCGAUAUAUAGAUCCAAUAAAGGCAUUUUACAAUAUACUUGCGGAGGAACACUCAUAUCAAAAUUUUUAGUUUUAACAGCUGCACAUUGCGCUACUAUCCGUGGUGUAGCAAUCAACCCAGAAAUACUUGGAGUGGCUUUAGGAAAACAUAAAGUUUUUGGAAAUGAAAUAACUGCUCAGGAUAAAGAGGUGCACGAAGUGAUUAUUCAUGAAGACUAUGCUUACAAAACUUUAAAUAAUGAUAUUGCUCUGUUAAAAUUAAGCUCAGAAGCUGUUUUCAACAAUUACGUUCAACCAGCCUGUCUUUGGCUAGAUGACAUAUAUGAUCAACUGCCCUCUUAUGAAGUACAUGGGACUGUAGUAGGAUGGGGAAUUGAUCAGUUAGAAAAAUUGGCAAAGAACCUUCGAACAGCAACAAUGCCGAUAGUUGCAGACGUAACGUGUAUACGAUAUGAACCUGUUUUUUAUACAAAUAUGUUAAACGGAAAAACGUUUUGCGCUGGACAAAGUAAUGGCACGAGCGCAUGCAAUGGAGAUAGCGGAGGAGGCUUUGUUGUAUUCUUUGAAAAUGGAAAAAAAUUGAAGUCCUGUCCUGCUCGGACAUUGCUCUUGCAUUGCACGAAACCAAAAUUUAAAAAUCAUGAUGAAAUAAAGAAAUUACGU